This is a messenger RNA of Linum tenue, 1819 nucleotides long. The record is from the annotation of a GenBank genome assembly. NCBI's taxonomy places the organism in Eukaryota, Viridiplantae, Streptophyta, Magnoliopsida, Malpighiales, Linaceae.
CUAGAUUUUUCCAAAACGAAAGAAGUAAAUCAUAGCUAAACAAUAUCGAAUGAUGAUGUCCUUCAAAUUCAUUCCAUCCUCCCCUACCAUGCCUCUGAUUCCAUUUCUUCUUGUUUUCACGUUGAUUUUCUCAUCGACGGUUUCUGGAUUCUCUCUCGGAGAAGAUAGAUAUCGGCGACCGGAUCCUCUGCAUGGCUUCAAGGACUACGUCGGAACAUACAAUGUCACUGACAAACAUUAUUGGGCUUCCGCAAUGUAUACAGGAGUACACGGAUACGCAAUUGCUGUAGCGUGGGUGAUAUGUGGAGUAGGAUUAGGAAUCGUUUGGGCUUUGAAGAAUGGAGGUGCACAGUUGGCAGCAAUCCGAGACUUUUUGGACUACUACCACCUCCCUAUGUUCUUCCUCCUCCUCAUCUUUACCGUCCUUGCUUUGGCAGCAACCAUAAUUGUCGCAAUAGCAAACCAAAGCUCGCUGCAUAAAACAGAAGAGCUGAAGGGAACCAUAGUGAAGGUGGCGAAAGAGACUCAUCGCACGAUUCAAUCGGUGGUUUUGGCAAUGUCUACGAUUCAAAGUCUUCUCCGCCCUUAUCAGCCGGACACUUCUCUGAGGUUGUACAACAUAACCCAUUUGCUUGCCGAUGACUCGAACACCAUCAAAGAAUAUGUAGCUAAGAGUAGCCACUCCAUGGAUAUUGCAAUUGAGACUUCGCACAUGGUACAUUUUGUUGUAGUCAUUGUCAACUUGGCCUUCUUGGUGGCUUCAAUACCUGUACUCUUCUUGCAUUGGCACCCUGGAUUUAUAUUAACAAUUUUGACAUGUUGGAUCCUAACAACAAUGUACUGGAUUUUGACAGGCGUCGACUUUUUUCUCCACACAUUUGCUGAAGAUACUUGUAAGGCAUUUCAUAGUUUUGUGGAGAAUCCACAUAACAAUUCCUUGAGCUCCAUAAUACCAUGCAUGGACACUCCAGAAGCCAAUGAACUCUUGGCAGAAGUCGGUGGCACCAUCCACAGUUUCAUUUCUGAUUUAAACUCAAAGAUUAGUUCUAGCGACUUGAUGUUUGUACAAGAAGCCAGCAACAUGGAUAUUAAAGGAGUGUGCGACCCUUUCUCGGGAUCAUCGGGCCAAAUCUUCGUGCCUGGGUCAUGCCCUACAGAUUUCAUCUCAGUUGGUGAAAUGACAAAUAUGCUCUUGAGCCUCACUUGUCCAGAGGGAUCUAAUUUGGAGACUUGUGGAAUGAAUGGUAAAGUCAUUCCAAAGAGUGUCUCCAUGAUGGCGAUUGCUUACAGUCGUUCAGCUGAAGUUGCAAUAGAUGUAUUCCCAGAACUGGAGAGCCUGACAAAAUGCAUGCUAGUGAAGGGCACAUUGGCUGACGUUGUGGAUGAUCAAUGUGGGCCAUUCAAGAUGUCGAUGUUGAUCUUGUGGAUAGCAAUGCUUUGUGUUUCCAUAUUUAUGACCAUCUUUGUGUUAGGAUGGGUGACCAAGAGUUAUCAAGAAAGAGACCGAAGAUUUUCCGCGUGUUCUAUUUGGCCCAAUCUUAGAGCUCAAGCCUGAAAUGAAGAAGAAGAAGAAAAAUAUGAUAAGCUAAAGAGGUAAUCUUGUUAGGAAAUUCUUGUGAAUAGUUAGUUAAAUUUUGUGAUUAUAGGAAGAUAGGAGGUGUGAAGAAAUAUUAUGAUUUAUAGGAAAGGAGAGGAUCUAUGUGGAAGUCCUUAAAUUUUAUGUUGGGAAUUAGAGAUCUCAACACAUGUGUAAGGGAAGCUAACCUAAAUGAAUAUGUUACCAUGGAUUGGUUGUAACCUUAAUUGGUGAAUGGAAGAA